Tetrahymena thermophila SB210 is the source of this 6438-nucleotide messenger RNA. RefSeq names its product endo-1,4-beta-xylanase xylA, putative. Gene Ontology annotation, molecular function: phosphatidylinositol binding; ubiquitin binding. The record is from RefSeq and is a predicted model, not a curated record. NCBI's taxonomy places the organism in Eukaryota, Ciliophora, Oligohymenophorea, Hymenostomatida, Tetrahymenidae. The transcript has 12 exons.
UCACAAAAAUAAUAAAUAAAUAAAUAUUAAUCAAUUAAUUUAAUCUUAUUUAUUGAUAUAAUCAACCUUCCAAAAGAUUAAAUAAAUACUCAGCAUUAAUAUUCAAAAUAUAUCUAACUAAAUAUAGAGACAAUUUUAUAAAAAAGAUACCUAAUUAAGCUUAUAAAUCAAUAGGUAGCUUGAGAAAUGAAUUAGUAGUAGCUUACUUAGACUUUUAAUAAGUGCAUUCAAAAUGAAAAUGAUCUUUGGCUAAACUUUUAUCCCUUUUUGGAUAAUGUAGAACAAGAUGUCGUAGUUAAGGUUUUAGUCGAUAAUGUAUAGUAAACAAUAAAAGAUUAAAAGAUUAAAGCUGUAUAAAAAUAUUAUUCUCUAUAGCUAUUAAAAUCAUGCAUCGUUAACAAAAAAGCAAACAAGCUGGCUGAAUAUACAGCUAAAAAGUUAUUGCCUACCUUAACAGAAAUAGCUAAACACAACAAAGGAUCUAAUGAUCCUAAAAGAGGUUAAAACGUUUUUGGAGCUGGUUAAGACAAAGAUGCUUCAAACGAUUUUUUCUUCCUCCUUUUAGAAAGUAUUAAAGCGUGGAGUUUAAUUUUUGCAAAUAUUCCUGAAUUUUAGAAAAAUUAUAAUUCUCUUACUAAAGAGGGUGUUAUAUUUCCUAAGGAAAUGAUUAACUAUUAAAUGGAACUUUAAGAAUUAGGAAUAAAUCCUUCAGGCAAUUCUUCUGGCUAAGCUUCUUAUAGUAACAUGCAAACUCCUUAACAAAAUAAUAAUUAAAGAAGUUAACAAAACCAACAGCAAUAAUUAGAUCCAUAAACUCAAGAAUAAGUAAAAAAGUUGUCUAAAUUCCUUUCAAAUAUAGAUUAGAAUUUAAGAGUUAUAGAUAAUGCUGAUCCAUAGUAUUUAGAUUUUUAAACUCUUGAACAGUGCAUAGGACCUUUGCAAAAAUAACUAAGUAAAAUUUCAGAGCCAUUAAUUUUGUAAGUAUUAUAGAUGCCUUAAACUUAAGAAACUGAAAACUUACAAAAAAAAAUGUUUGAGGUCAAAGAUUUACUAGAAACUAUUAUUAAGCAGUAUCAAAAAACUGCUGAAAAUCCAAAGAUAUUUCCUCAAAUUAUUUCAAAUAUAACUUCACAGAUUUCAAUUUAUUUACAAAAUAAUGCUGAUAGCACUGGAAGCUAGAUAAUGCAACAAGCUCCUCCUCUUCAGCAAUAAUAACAAUAACAGUUUUAAUAAUUUUAAUUUGAUCAACAACCAAAAUCAGCGAGUAAAUCGAAUUUUAAUGAUUUUAAUAACUUUGGAUAGGGAUAAACAUCUUUUUAGUAGAAUUAAGAUUUUGCUGGUGCUAAUUAAUACGCAUUUGAUAAUUUUAACGCAGCAGCUCCUUCAUUCAAUUAAUAGAAUUAACAAUAAAAGUAAGGAUUUGAUGGUUAAAAAGAUGUAUUUAGUGAAUUUGGUGGAUUUUAAGGAACAGAUCUUCCUCCAUAAUCAAAUAAUACUUUUGACUAAUUUGGUGCUGGAUUUGGCUAACCUACUACUCAGAAUAAAGGAAAUUAAGACAUGAGUGGCUUUGGCUUUGGUUUUGGAGAGUAACCAACAAACUAAUUUUAAAACUAAUAACAACACGAUGAUGAUCAUAAUGUUCAAAAAUAAUAAGCAGCUUUAGAUCCUAGUCAUUUUGGAUUUGAUACCUAAGCUAAUUAAAUGUAAUAAAAUGCAAAUAUGGGUUAAUUUGGAUUUGAUGAUCACUCUUAAAAUUAAGGAGCUAAUUAAUAAUAUUCAGCUUAACAUUUUGGGUUUGAAGAAUAAAAAUAAAAUACAAUUAAUCAAGCAUUUUCUGGCAUAGAACCUAACCAUACUGAUAAUUUAUCAAGAAAAGCGAGUGUUUUUGAAGAUAAAUCUAAUUAAAAUACAAGUUAUGAUUAAAACAAAAACAACCCUUUUAAUGAUCAUCAUUCUUAAAAUUAGCCUUACGGUUUAGAAUAAAAUAAUUUCGGGUUUAAUAAUCAAUUUGAAUAAUAAAAUCAAGCAGCACACCAUGAAGGAAAUGCUGAUUUUUUCUAAUCUUAACCUGGCAAAAAUUAAGUUAGUAACACUGGAGAACAAGAUAACCAUGAUACUUAGUCUUAGAAAUCAUAAAAAAAUCAAGGCGAUCCCAAUUAAAAUGCGUUUUCAACACAAAAUCACGAUAUGUAUUGGGGAGGAGAUUAUAACAAUUAUAAUGGAAAUUAAAGCAAUUAAAUAGAAAAUCAUGAAAUCAGCCAUAGAUAGUCUGAAGUGCAUAAUGAAGGUUAAGUUGAAACUACUCAAUAAAUACAACAUUUAUCCUAAACAGAUGUGUAAAAUUAAUCUAUGUCAAACGAUUAACAUAAAGUAGGAUACGAUCAUAAUGAUUAUAACCAAUAAUAACCGGUUCAUACAUAGUAAAGCUAGGGAUACAAUAAUAAUGACUAUGGAGCUUAUGGAUGGAACGAUCAUAAUCAACAAAAUUAAUGGGGUGAUCAUAAUAAUAACUAUGGAGGUGACACUCACAAAAAUAGUUAAAAUUUUAAUGAUGUGAAUUAAAGCUACAACUAAGGACACAAUAAUGUUUACAAUGAUUAUGAUCAUUAUGGGUAUAAUUACAAUUAAAAUGAAUAUAAUCCAUCUGCUGGUUAAAUUAAUAAUACUCAAAAUAGUAGAAGACCUAGUUAAACAGAUUUCAAUUAGCAUAAUUAUAGCAGAAAGUAAAGCUAAACUUUUAGUUAAGCAGGAGGAUAAUAGUAACUUGAUGACUAAAAAAAGGAUAGCUAAAGUGUAAAAGAUAGUGUUUAUAAUGCUGGUCUAACAGACUCUCAAUAUGAUAUGGUUUUGAAUAAAAAUAAUAGUGCAUAUCUAAAAUGGAAAUAAGAAUAAAAUUUUUACAACAAUCCUAUAAUCCCAGAUAAUGAUUACCAAAACAAAGACUUUGAUUUAAAACCUGUUGAAAAAAAUGUUUAUGAUCCAAAUGAAAAUUAUGACAUUUCUCCUCCUCCUCAUUAACAUGAACCUCAAAACGCAUCUUAUUUAGAUAUAAAUAAAAAUGCAGUAAACACCUCUAUGAAUGCAGCCAAUAAUGCACCUAUGAAAACUGAAGAUCUGUUUGGUUAAGAUUAAGGCAGUCAACGUAGACAACCAAGUCAAUAAAGUGAUUACAAUUGGAAUGCAGGUGCAUAAGUAGCAGGAACUGGGGCAGACACAAUGAGUAAUUAAGGCAGAAGAAAAGACAGUAUAUAGAGUAAUUCUUAAAAUAACUAAAAUGUUAACUAGAAUCCAGGUUGGAACGACAAUCAUGGCUUUGACUUUUUUAAUGAGCCUGCACCUUAAUAAAAAUAGCCUAGCAACUCUUAAAUUCCUCAAACAGAUUUCUUUUAAGAUAAUACAAGUUAACAAGGAAACAAUAGCAAGAAUUUGAAUAAUUCAAUUCACUAAAGUAACAAUAAUGAUUGGGGAUAAAAUAAUUUUGAUUAACAUUAUGACUUUAAUUAUAACGGUGGAUAAACAAAUACAAACGCUAGUUAGUAAAAGAUGGAUUUUCAUGAUCCAGUAGGUUUUGAGCAUUAAUAAUCAUAGCAUCAAAGCUAAUCUAACUAAAAUUAACAUGAUUUAUUUGGAAAUGAUUUUGUGAAUCCAUCUUAAUAGGUUGUGUAAUAAUAACCUUAAAAUAAUGUGUAAUAAAAUAAUCAAUUUGAUUUUUUCGAUGAUAAUAAUUAAAAUACCUAUUAGCAGUAAGCUGCUCAUCCAGAAGUAGAAUAAAAGCAAUGGUUUAAUGAUAUGAAAUAGCCACAUGUCGAAGAUGAUUUCUUCAACAACGUUGGUUCUAAAUAAUAGUCUUAACAUACUAAUUAAAGUGCUGCAGCUGCUGCUGUACCUGCAACUAAUACAAACUUUUUUGACGAUUUUGGUACAACUCCUACUCCAUAAUAGUAGCCAUAGCAGUAAACUUAAGUUCAUGACAAUCAAUUUGACUUUGGGGCAUUUAAUAACUAAAGCUAACCUUAAGCCUAACCAAGUGAUUUAUCAAAUAACUAAGCACAAUGGAACUAGCCAGAUGGUUAUUAUAAAUAAUAUUAAGAGGAUCCUAAUUAAUAGAAGCAAAAACCACCUGGUUAGGUAGACUUGUUUGAUAUGGCAGAUGCUCCAAAUCCAUAUUAAUAGCAACAGCAACAACAAUAAUAAAAUUAGUUUAACUAACAUACCUAACAAAGUCAAUAAUAAGGCUAAGGAGAAGGAGGAUUUGAUUUUUUCGGAUUAUAUAAUUAAAAUAAUACAAACUAAAUGAUGAAUAUGUCAUAAUAAUAACAGCAACAAUAGGGAGGUUUUGGUUUCAACCAGUAGGGAUAGUAAUUGUAUUAGCAAUUUUAAUAACCUAGAGAAUUAGCUUAACCUGGUAAGGCUAGCAAUGUUGGUGAUAUACUGCCAGCUUAUUAACUUUUUAACAAAAUGGUGAGAGAUGGAAUAGUCUAGACAACAAAUGAAUUUGACAAAGCUAGAAUUGGCAUGAAAACCUAUAAGAUUUUAGAAGUUUCUCCUGAAAUCAGAAAAAGAAAUGAAGAAUUUUAUUAGUAAUUAAACAGAGAAGAAGCAAUUAAAGGUUUUAUGGAUGAGUAGAAAAAAGAAUUAUUAAACAAAAAGCUAAUAGAAACAGAUGCUGAUAAAUCUUCUAUAAUUGAUAAAAAGCUAGAAACUUUAAAUGUCUUUUAGCUUUUAAUUAUUGAUAGAUAAGAUUAUUUAGACCCUCUUAGUCAGUUGAUUGUUCCAAAGCCAGUACAAACUUUAUCAAAAAGCACAUUCGAUCCAUAGUUUUAAUCAAUUGUUGGUGCAGAACAAAAAGAAAACUCUAUAAAAGAGAUCAAAGAGCUAAAUCAGCAGAUAAUUGUUCUAUAAAAUCAAAUAGAAUAAAGAAAUAUUGAUGAGUAAAUCUUAACUAAGAGGAUCGAUGAGUUGUAAAAGGAUUUAUUUAGUUCAAACAGCAAUGUUGAGAAACUUAGAAAAGAAUUGGAAGGUUUAUUAUCAGACCAUGAUAAGAUUUUAAUUUCAGAGAAAGAAGUUAAGAAAGAAAAUGAAAAACUCUUGAAAGAAAUUUCGAUUUUAAAAGAAGAAUUAAUAAAACUUAAAGAAGAUAACACAAAAAUUUUAAAUGAAGCAAUCGAUCCUGAAUAUAUCAAGAAGUCUUACCUCAAUAAUUUUUCUCCUAUAAAGAACGGCUCAGAUUAAAUUGACAGCAAAUUAGAUUUAGAUCCUUAGAGUAAAAAGAUUUUAAAUACUGUGAGAUAAAGGUAUAAUGAAUACCACAGUGUGUAAAUUAGUAGAACUAUGAGAGAAGGUUAUAAAGUAGUUGAAGAAAAGGUUAAUUCCUCUAAUUCACUAGAAUUUGCUAACAAAGUUACAAAUAACUUAGAUAAAUUACUUAAAUUAAACUAUUAAUCUUCACCUUAUCAAGAUGAUGCUUUGGUUUAGAUGAUAGGAAAUAAAACAAUUAGAUAAAAGCAAAAGGAGAAAAAUAAGAUUUUCUAUAAUACAACUUAAUUUAAAGAGUUAGUUGAUUUACCAAUUUAUUAAAAGGAUAGAGAAAAUUUAGAUAAUUUUAAAUAUUCCUGUCUAAAUUCAAAAGCAAUUCUAUAUGAAAAUACUUUCUUGUAGAUAGGUUCCAUAACUUAAUUUGAGGAAAAUAAAGUUUCUAGACAAAAUCUCACUUUGAGCCUCCACUUUAUUAAUAAAACAUAGAACGCUGUUCAAUUUACAUUCAACUUCGCCACUAAUUACAAAAUGCUAAAACCAGGCUGUGAAGUUAAAGAUCCAGUAACUAUAAAAGGUAAAUCUUAAAAGAAGCAUACAGUAGAAGCUUAAGAGUUUGAUAUAAAAUAAUCAAUCCCUCUUGUUGAUAUAAAUAUUGUAAUUGACUAAGGCAAUGCAGAAGCAAGAAUAGCAAUUCCAAUAGCUUUAAAUAAAUUUAUGAUUUUCUAGCCUAUUGAUUAAAUGUAGUUCAGAUAAAAGUGGCUCAACUUCAAAACCUCAUAUAUUUAUAAUGAACCUAGGGAAAUAAAUGAAAGGUUCAUAAAAAAUCUUAGUGAUAUCAAAAGGUAUUUUGAAUGCAUGAUUGAAUUAAAUAAUAGAUAAAGACCUCUUCGUUCAAGAUAUGGAGUUUCCUUUAGAAUUAAUGGGGUAGGAUAAUUUUUGAUGAAAAUAUGUCUUGUCAACAAUUCUAAACUAACAUUCAAAAUAGCCACAUAUGAUUAAUAUAAAGAUGUUGCAGAAUACUUGUGUAACUAUCUUUGUUUUAUCUUCACAAUCUGAGAUAGUACUUUAAUUUUUAUAAUAAAUAUAUUUAACCUUCUUUUUGUAUCAACUAAUAUCCAUCAAUCCAUGUAUUCAUAAUUUAAUAUUUUAUUUUUGUGCUUUCUAUUAAAAAAAUUAAUUGUU